AUGGCAGCGACCACAACCAUCAAGGUUCCACAUCUCGGUGGCAUCGACGCUGGAUAUCGACUCUCUAACGGAGCCGUCGAUGCCGCCAAGCCCACAGUUGUGCUCAUCAAUUCCAUGUGCACCACGUGCGCUCUUUACAAUGUUCAGUUCGAAAACAAGAAACUGACGGAUGCCGUCAAUCUACUUGCCAUUGAGCCCCUCGGCCAUGGCGCAACACGCUCUGCCUCAGAGCAGUUCACGUACUGGGACACGGCCGUCAUGGCCCUCCAGGUCAUGGAUGCUCUUAAUGCUAGGAAAGUAUUCGCCGUCGGAACAAGUCAGGGCGGAUGGGUGGUCGUUCGGAUGGCACUCCUGGCUCCAAGUAGAAUCCUCGGGCUUCUUCCCCUCGGCACCUCGAUGGACUCGGAAUCAGCUGCAUCGCGAGAGAAAGGAUGCUGGGACCCCCAUGCCCAGCUUCUUCCCUUCUAUAACAGCUGGUGCAGCGCCACGCCGACCCCUGACUUUGUUGUGGAUGAAACUUGGCGUGGCAUGGUUGCGCGGCUGGGCUUCUCGGGAAUUGUUGCGUCAGAAACGUUGUCGUUCUGGGAUGAGACUUUGAAAAACGUCUACUCAGGAGACGAAGGCCGCAGGAAGUUGCGCAUGGCCUUGGCGUGCCUGAUGGAAAGAGAUGGCUUGCUCCUCAGGCUGAGAGACGUCAAGUGCCCCGUUUACUGGCUUCAAGGUGCCGAGGAUCCGGUGUUUGGUAACGUCGUGCCCAAGGAGCAUAUUAAACUGUUUACGAAUGCACCAGAGGCGACCUUGACUUUUAUUGAGGGUGGAGGCCACUACUUGAAUGCCACCAGUCCCAAGGAAUUUGAUGAAGCAUUAUUGAAGAUGGUUAAGAAAUAUUCUUAG
Molecule: messenger RNA, 894 nt
Organism: Metarhizium album ARSEF 1941
Lineage: Eukaryota; Fungi; Ascomycota; Sordariomycetes; Hypocreales; Clavicipitaceae
Exons: 3
Coding region: 1-894 (297 amino acids)
Source: RefSeq, a predicted model, not a curated record